Messenger RNA from Mytilus californianus (California mussel), 1047 nucleotides. RefSeq lists its product as uncharacterized. Bases 1 to 939 code for a protein of 312 amino acids. NCBI's taxonomy places the organism in Eukaryota, Metazoa, Mollusca, Bivalvia, Mytilida, Mytilidae. The transcript has 2 exons. Gene Ontology annotation, molecular function: G protein-coupled receptor activity. Gene Ontology annotation, cellular component: plasma membrane. The record is from RefSeq and is a predicted model, not a curated record. Gene Ontology annotation, biological process: adenylate cyclase-activating G protein-coupled receptor signaling pathway.
AUGACGAACAGUUCUUAUAAUGUGGUCAAAUAUGUAAUUUCAACUUCAAAAGAACUAAAUGAUGGUUAUGAUUUACCUGUAUAUGGACUUGCUAAUGGCACGUUUUACAACCUCCACGUGCCAGCACUGGUUUGCAUAUUGUUAAGUUUAAUUAGCGCUGUGUCGGUCAUUAGUUACUCAUUUUACCAUCAGCGCAUAUCUACAUUCUUUGAGUGGACAAGAAGUGAAAGAUUCGCUGUUUACAUGGCAAUAUGUGAUGGCCUUUUUAACAUUUCUCAUUUUGCUGACCAUCUGCAUAUUGUUCUUACGAAGAGUCUACCAACUCCAAAAGUUUUGUGUGCUUUCUAUGGAUAUUUGUUGGCGGAAUUCAUAACAGCUCAGAACUUAUUGGUCAGUAACGUUGCCAUUAAUGUUUUUGUAUUGGUAUAUUUUCGGAAAAAGCUGAACUUUGGGUAUAGAGAUUACCGACUUCUUUGUAUCAUUUUUUUAGUUCCUGCAUUAGUAUUUACAGUGGUUGCUGCCUCAGGACAGCACGGUCCAAAUGGAAGCUUCUGCUACUUUGAUGGUGUAACUGGACAGAUAUCCAACAUUAUCUUUACAACAAUAUUACUUUGUUUCAUUUUGAUAAGCAAUAUAAUUCUUUACGUCAUGAGCUUGGUACGUAUCUAUAAAGAAGCACAAGCAAUCAAAAAGAGUCUUGGAAAAUCUUACAAAGCUUUGGAAGCAUCACACAGAGCUGCCAAAACCAUGUCUUUAUUCGUUGCGGCAUUUCUUGUACAGUGGUGGGCCAUGGCGAUGUAUGGUAUUUGGCAGUGGAUUACGGAUGUCCCGCAACUUUUGUUUAAUUUCGUAACAACAUUUUCAAAUGUUGGUGGUAUACUUAAUGGAAUAGUAUUUAUUAUUAUUAUGAGAAGGAAACGUGUUGAGCUGGGCACUUAAAAAAAGCAGGACAUCAAGGAAUUGGCAAUUAAGCAUGCAGUCAUAAUGCAACAAUUAAGUAAUCAAUUGUAGACCCGUCUUAACUUUCAAGAUAAUUAAUACGUGAAU